CUCUUAGCGGUCCUGGCUAGUAAAGGCUAACUGACUAGCCUAGCUCGCUCUGUAGAUUAGAUUUAUUAUCAUCAGUAAUGCAGAUGAAAUAAAAGUUGGUGUGAUUCUGAGGAGGAGGAAGAGGAGGAGAUUGUUUGCCUUCGCUGUAGCUUUGGAGGCAGAAAAUGAAGAGAAUUUAAGCUGCUUGGGUCAGAGACUUGACUGUCUCUCGUUUAAAGUGGGAAAAACAUUGUUUUUUUUUUGUCUUUCGAUUAUGAUUUUGUUCUUUAUGUUGAGUAAAGUGUGUGUGAGAUAUUGAGUGUUGCUUGGUGGUUGUUUUUGUACACUAAAACACGAGUUUUCUUCCUGUUAAAUCCUGCAGCUUUUUUUAUGAAGCGACGGAUUCAUUCGUUUGUGAUUUGCGAAUCGAUUCGCAAGAAAGAGUCGAUCCAAAAGAACCGAUUCACUUCUGAAUCUCGCGUUUGACAGCGACGCCUGUGUUGCGUGAUCUCCACCGACAUCUGCGUUUCAGAGCAGCUCUGAGGAGAAGAGGAAGAACAAUGUUUCAUCUACCUCUUCCUCUCCUGCUCACUGCAUCUCUCUUGGUUCCAUUUUCAUUUGCAGUAACGAAGGAACUCCACAGCUGGAGUGACAAUAACGUGCCUCUGCUUGUGGACAGGAACACGGUGCAACUCCCGAGUCCCCAAUUCAGUGACCGAGAUUCUGAAGAACCAGAUGCAGUGUGUGGAAUUGAGUGCCAGAGGAACCUUCCAGAACCUGGAACCACGGAACUGGAGCGUCUUCUCGCCUACGAGACGUUUUAUGAGAACGGAACUCGGACUCUGACGGAAGUGGAGCUGCAGGAUGUGAGGAACACCUCGUCCUCUUCUCUCGCCGUUCUCUCACGCAGGAAACGGCAGGUGUACGGCACAGACGGGCGCUUUGUGAUCACGGACAAGCGCUUCGUCACCAACUUCCCGUUCUCGGCAUCAGUGAAGCUUUCGACGGGAUGCUCUGGGAUUUUAGUGUCACCCAAACACGUGCUGACGGCGGCACACUGCGUUCACGACGGUCGUGGAUACCGAAGGGGGUUAAAGAGGCUGCAUGUGGGUGCGAUGAAGCUACGGAGAAAUACUGGGAGGAGGAGAAAUAAAAUGAAGGGAGAAAGCAAGAGGAAACAGAAGAAGAGAAAAGGAAAGAAAAGGAAGAAUCGGAGUAAACGGAAAUCCUUCAAGACUUCCGAGCAGCCAGCGCUCCGUUGGACACGUGUCAAGCAAACGUACGUACCGCAAGGCUGGAUGAGCGAUGUGGGUAACGAGGUGACGCUCGAUUACGACUACGCCCUCCUGGAGCUGAAGCGCAGACCCCGGAUAAAGCACAUGGAUUUGGGCGUGGUCCCGCAUGUCACACGGAUCCACUUCUCCGGUUUUGACGAUGACCACGCAGGGAAGGUGGUGUACAGGUUCUGCUCGGUGACGCAGGAGUCCGGCGAUCUGAUGUACCAGCACUGUGACGCACAGAGAGGCUCGAGUGGUGCAGGAGUGUACGUGAGACUCCGUAAGACACCUACGAAGGCGAAGGGGAAGUGGAACAGGAAAGUGAUUGGCGUGUUUUCGGGACACAGGAGCGUGAAGGAAGGGAACGGCACACACAGAGACUACAACGUAGCGGUGAGAUUCACGCCGGCGAAGCUCGCCCAGAUUUGCCUUUGGAUCCACGGAGAUGCUAAGCAGUGCGCCUCAGACUGAGACCACCUUCAAGUGACACUUGUAAUGUCUCGAAUUCCAAAAUUUCAUCCAGGUGAAAAACAGAAUUCAUGCAUUAUUCCACUUUAUCCCAAAUGCAGUCCAUCUGACACGUCUGGAUUUGGUUCUUUAGUUUGGUACUAGAAUCUUGAAAACCUACAAUCGUUCACUUUUUCGUAAAAUCCAUGGCCAAACCUUCAUACACUUGAUCAAAAUGAAAUCACGUUGUUAUCCUGUAGUGCGCAUUUCUACGUUUAAAUCUGAAGUAGAACUACGUCAUCGUCUGCAUUGCUUCCAGCUUUCCGGUACAAUUCCGCUUUAACGCUGUGGUCACACUAGCAAGCGACAGACGAUCCUUCGUUGUCUAUUUGCGUCGCUACACGGAGCCACAGCAGCAUUUGAUUUGAGAUUUUCUCAAUUUUAUGCAAAUUAGGUAUGACGCAUUAAAGCAAUAAAACCAAAUGAUCGGCUCAAAUGAUUCCUCAGAACAAUCCUACGGCAUUUCUUCAGUUCCCCUUCUCACAACUUUAGUUCCUACCUACAAUUAGUUCCUGUUUACUUUUUGACGCAAAAAUGGAAGAAGAGACUUUAGGAGGCGGAGCAUCGGGUGCAUGAAAAACAUCAAAACGUCAUUUCUGAAUUCAAACAUUUCCGCUUCAGGUUGUCUUGUGCCAAAUAAUACCAACAUGACACGGCUACAGCGUACAGUUUAGCUCAUGUUUAUAGAGAACAGGAAGUGCCACUGUGUCCUAAACCACAUCGACGCAUCUGAGGAUAAAGAUCUUUAGUAGAGAUAGACAGAGUAGCUUCUUUGUUAACUAUAUCAGCAUCUUAGCUUCAGUGCUAAACUAAAGAAGCAAAUUUCAGACACUAGACAGAUCAGAUCGACUACAUUUGGGGUAAAGGGACAUUGUAAAUGUUUUUUUUUUUUUUUAAAUCAAGAGUGUCCUAUGUAGCACACAGGUAAAGGGAACACAAUGAUUUUACACAAAGAUUUCAGAAUCAGUGGGUGCGUUCAGGUCACUUUGGUCGGAGCAAGAUGGCGGCGUACCUUCUCUUCUCUAACUACAAAAAAGAUAAAAAACUAAAGCAAAGGUUUUUUUUAAACUCUACUUCUAGAAAAUGAAAAAAAAAUCAUUUUUAAUCAAUUUAUGAAGCCACUGUAAACUUUGUUACAUAUUAUAUCAUAAGUGUACAACGCUAUCGUACUUUGUGCAGGCAGUUAACUUGUUUUAUUGUUAAAAAACCUGACAAAGACAACAUUCAAUUUUAAUUAUUAAACAUUCAAUUGCAACAAAUUUGCCGUCAGCUACAGACGCCGCUUCCAUCGAGUCCACCACGUUUUCUUACUGACACGCCCCCAACAGAAACUCUGAGCUCUAAAGAAAAGAAAAAAAUAAAUAAAUAAAUCCAGAGUUUCUUACUCGUAAUUCGUUCGUAAAUUUGAUCUUUUCGACGUGACUCGAACGCACCAAGCUUCCUGUUUAUUCGUGUGCUACAUAGUGCCCUUGAUUCUUCAGUGUAGGGUGUGUGAAUUUGAACACAGCAUGCAUCAUAGAUCAUCUACUUCCUGUCGAAAAAAGGAAGACCAGUUAACAUUUUUUUGGUGCUAAUCUCAAAACUCAUUAUUAUUUUAAUGCAUUUAGGAACAAAAUGAUAAUUAACAUUUUGUCACUGUUCACAAUAUUAUUACCAAGUUGCACAGAAGGGACAGUUCAGUCCUUCCUCUUUUCUUUUCUUGCUUUUAAAUCUUUUUUAAUUUCAUAGAAUCCCAUGGCUGGCUGGUGAAAAGAAUUAUGGGAUUGCCUUCUCUGAAGAUACACGUUACAGGACGUCAUCUUUCAAAUGAAACACUUUCUUUGUUCCUAGAUCAGAAAUGCUGCCUAAGUAGCACAUAUUUUGUUUACAGUAACCAUAUUAUCGUAAACGUAUCGAGAAACGGUGCUAAAGAAUAGAUUUUAAUUUCAGAGUAGGGCAAAAAAAAAAAAAAGAAAAGGUGCUUUUGGUUAUUUUCAGCCUGGUAUAUAGCUUCUCUUUAUUUAGAUAAAUGAAUCAUGUGAACAGACAAAUCAGUGGUACACACCACUUCCUGUUUAUUUCUUUAAACAGAUCAGAGAAAGUGAAUUACAGGUCAUUACGUGUCAUUUAUCAGCAAGCCGUGUUGCUGCAGUAGCAAAAACAAAUACAAGCUAAGUGCAUGGGCUAAGCUACAACCGCUAUAACAUGGUGGGAUGUUAAUAAAUACGGAGUGGGCGGGGCUUUACUCCUCCAGAGA
Molecule: messenger RNA, 3999 nt
Organism: Pangasianodon hypophthalmus (striped catfish)
Lineage: Eukaryota; Metazoa; Chordata; Actinopteri; Siluriformes; Pangasiidae
Product: inactive serine protease 35-like
Exons: 2
Coding region: 540-1727 (395 amino acids)
Biological process (GO): proteolysis
Molecular function (GO): serine-type endopeptidase activity
Source: RefSeq, a predicted model, not a curated record